Molecule: messenger RNA, 4443 nt
Organism: Oryzias latipes (Japanese medaka)
Lineage: Eukaryota; Metazoa; Chordata; Actinopteri; Beloniformes; Adrianichthyidae
Gene: fndc5a
Product: fibronectin type III domain containing 5a
Cellular component (GO): plasma membrane; extracellular region
Molecular function (GO): protein binding
Source: RefSeq, a predicted model, not a curated record
GUUUCCUCCGCGCGCUUUUGGAGACAAAAGCCAGAUGAGUGAAAUUGGGGGUAUUGGGAGAGGUCAAGUCAGCGGUAAAUUCAAGAGGGACGUGUUUGUUUCUGAAGUGGGGAAAGUGCAUGAAAGCACGCGCGUCCUGUUUUGCGUGGGACAGCGCAUGCAUAUUUAAUAGCUGAGUGGGCAGCGGUAAUUCUCAGAGCCGGAUCAGCAAGUGGGCGCGCAGAUCAGCUGAGCUGGUCCCGCUCUGCAGCAGGCCUGGAUGAAUUCAUGAAACCUUGAUUGCUGGGAGAUAGAAAAAAGUGGGAAGUGGAUGACUGCAGAAAAUUUAGAAAAGUCUUGUUUUUGAAACGCUUCUUUUUCAUUGGCUGCUGCAUAAAAUCCUAAAAAGAACAAAAAAUAGCUCUAAUUUGUUGGUUGAUCGUUGUCGCCGCGCUUUCAGGGCUGGAGAAGUGAGUGGAUGAGAGGCAUAGACGCUCAUAAACAAAGCCAGCACGUUUCCGUCAGGCUGCAGCUGCUCAGCAUCACCGGCAGCGGAUCGGGGAGGGUUCCGAGCACAUUUGGAGCACCGACGACGCAUGUGAGCGCCGCAGGACUGGAGCAGUCGACGCGGAUGAUGCUGACGCUGGUCGUUAGUGGUUCCGGAGGAGGACGUCGCUGUUGAAUGAGAGGCGGAGGCGCUGUCCCGGGUGCUGAAAAGCAGCCGGAGGUUGUUUUUUUUGUUUGUUUGUUUGUUUUUGCCAAGACGAGACGAUUACGCAUAUGAGCCGAAUGUAACCCCAGUCAGCACAGCAGUUCGGCGGUUCUCACAGCUCCCACGGCCUGAGUAAAUGGGACCGCACAUCGUCCGAGCGUUAGAAACAUGGAGAGAUUUGUGCUGCUCGUCCUCGGCUGCCUCGGCGUCUCUCGAGUCACGGCGGACAGCCUGUCGCCGCCCGUCAAUGUGACCAUCAAAGAGGUGAAAGCAAACUUUGCUGUGGUGUCAUGGGACAUCCCGGAGGGAGACCCUGUCAUUGGCUUUGCCAUCACACAGCAGAAGAAAGAUGUGCACAUGCUGCGAUUCAUCCAGGAAGUCAACACCACCACCCGCUCCUGUGCAUUAUGGGACUUGGAGGAGGAGACAGACUACAUUGUGCACGUCCAGUUCAUCAGCAUGUCUGGGACAAGCCCGCUGAGCGAACCGAUACUCUUCCGAACCCCGAAGGAGGCCGAGACUCAGGCCUCUAAGAGUAAAGACGAGGUGACAAUGGAGGAGGUGGGCCAGAGCAGCCAGCUGAGGGCGGGGGAGCUCAUCAUCAUCGUGGUGGUGCUCAUCAUGUGGGCAGGUGUGAUCGCCCUCUUCUGUCGCCAGUAUGACAUCAUCAAAGACAACGAGCCCAACAACAACAAGGACAAAGCCAAAAACUCGUCCGAGUGCAGCACACCUGAGCACCCAACGGGGGGGUUGUUGCGCAGUAAGCAGUUCCCCAAAAACAACAACAACAACAACAGGAUGCCAUCAGUCAACAUCAUUGAGGUGUGACCACCAGGAUUGUCUUCUAUUUACCUGAAGGAGCUCACGCCGACAAGGGAGCCCCCCCUUUUCAGUCAUCUGCUCGUCAGGAUGAGGCUGGGCAGCCUCUCAGCCACGCCGCUCCUGCUUUCCGGCGGCUCCUGAGGUGCGCCCCGCAGGACUCUGGAGGGCCGAGCUAGGUCCAGUCGACCGGCGCCGGCAGCAGAGAAGCUGGACCGCUCGGCCACGCUCCCACUUAACCUGGGGGAGGUGCUCCUGCUAUAAGGAGAGACUGUGAUAAAAGCAACCGCAGGGACCCGAACCAACUCCUCACUCGUCUGCCUCUUUCACCUUUCAGUCCGUCAGAUGAAACUGUUGCACCGCCUUCAAUCCUGUCUUUUGUUUGACUUUUAUGUGCUGGUUCUAAGCUUGAUUCUACUGCCCACCUGGAAGACUGGAAGGCAGAGGAAUCGACGGUAAAAGCCAUCCAGUCAUCAAACAUCAAGGAAAUGAAACCUCAAGAGUCCACGUCUGGAUCGGUCUGGUUAACGUUCAUCCGUCUCAUCCGUCUUAAGACAGACUUCCUCAAACAUUCCUCACACGGACUGAACAAGCCCUUUAGUAUCUCCUGGUGUCUUUCUCCUCACAGGAUCUCACUGCAUUCUGGAGAGCUGCUUCUGGGACCGAGUCCAUUUAUCUAAUUAAUGAACCCUAAACGUGAGCCGGGCUCUGAGGACGCGAGCAGAAUCCUGCCUCUGCAGAGACAAAGAGAUCCCUUAAGUCAGCAAUAACGGCCCCUCCGUGGAAGCAGAGGAAGCCAUUACUCUGUGAACAAAAGAAGAAAAAAGAACCUCUACCCCUCUUAGCAUGACUGAAAUGAGACCUUGGCUAAUACUCCUUUACGUUAGCUCGCAUGGGGAAAAAAAAAACAGAAAAGAGGAAACAAUGUUAUGGGCCUGCGACCCUCCGACUUCGUUUUGACAUCCUAGAAGGGCUUCUAUCAAAACUUUUUCCACUAAAAGUUGACAUUUGAGUUGACACUCCCCUCUCUUCAGGCGGUUCACUUGUUGCCAUAUGACAUACAGAACAAAUGUCAGAGGGCUGAUCCACAGCAGUACUGCCUUAAAAUUGUUUUCUCCAAUAAGAUGUGAGGCCCUGCAUCUCCAACAUUUACUAUUAUUUCCUUUAAAACUGACGUUUUGAUGGAAAACGUGAACAAAAACCAUGAAAUAUGAUGCAUUUGGAGUGUAAAUACUAUUUUUUCUUGUUUAGGAUUGAGGGAUUUUUUUGCUAAAAUACGUUAUACGACUACAGUAUUCUGGUUUUGCAUUUCUAAUAUAUAAUGACUUAUGGACCGAAGGAGUUGAGAGUGAGAGGGACCUUUCAGCAUGGAUGGUCCGGGGUUAGAACUGAGAUGCAGUGACAGAGGAACAGAUGCAGGAUGUGCCUGAGAGCUAACGGACGCAGCACACUGUCACUCCGCCCUCAAAAAGGAAAUGUGCUCCACCAGCAGAGCGGGGCUUUACUGAGACCAUCCGUCUUCUGAGCACUCUGCUCUUCCCAAAAAUAAAACCUGAAUUUGACAGCAGCUCAAUAAACGGUAGUUUCUUGAGUCACAUUCACUCAGAUCAGCUGGUAUUUAUUGUUCUUCUCUUCAGCACCUCAUUUUGUUUACCCCCCCCCCCCCCCAUAAAUACUGUACUUCUUUGAAUGGGGGUUCGAUUUUGUGGCAGAUUCUCAAACUCACAAGGCGAAUAACAAAGUUUGACAUUUGAGAAAUCUGCAUGUUUACUUCUUUUUUGGGCAGAAGAUCAACAAAGGCGUGUGAGCAGAGAGCUGAGGGAACUUCAAGCUUCUGCGACUUUAGCUAGGAUUUUUGUUUUGCUCCUCUUGAGAUUCUAAAUGUUUAUAACAUGAGCCGUAGGGAGCUAGUUGUAUUUGAAGACCUGCUCCGAUCAACGGUGGUUUUAACAUGUUCUUGUGAUGGAGGACAUAUGUGAAGAAAGUGAAGCUCAACAUCAACAAAUGAUUGUGACUAAAAAAAGAUUGUAUUUGUGUUGUAGAAAAUACGCUGAGUGGGCCAUGAGCUCCCUGCUCUGAGCUCUUACCAACAGGGAAGGGAAAGGGGGCGGGGCCGCUCCACACCUAAUGUCCCGCCGCUCUGCAGAAACUAUGUUCUAGAAAACCAGUUUUUUAAAAACUUUUGUCUAAAAAUGGCAUAAACAUAGUUAAGACGACUGGAAGCACUCCUGAAACAGAUCAAAAGAUGAUUGGAGAGGUCGAUGGGGUAUUUUUUCUAUUUUCCACUAGAACCGUCAAGCUAAGACACCGAGCAUGUGACGCACGUUCAGCGUUUACCCCAUGGUGUUCACGCUGGACAAGCAGGGAGGGGCUUCUUCUGCUUUUUCAUCCGUUUACGAGCUCAUGUCCACCACCUACAGUUAGAAGAGGCUUGGUGCAAGAUGUCAAAGUAGUGGAAAUCUGGCUCCGGUCCUUUUUUGUGUUUUUGUGCGUUUACAUAGACUUUUCAUUGAUAAUGGCUGUGAACACGCGUUGUCAACCACUGUAGCUUCAGAAGGCCACAUUCCAGCAGGUCAGGAAUCCCUCUCGGACUCUUUCGUCAUGAGGAUGUUUAUUUUUUAAUCCUUCUGUGUGUAUUUUGUAUUAGUCUGAUUAUCUGAAACCAAGCAUUGUGAUCAAACACAUGAGGUUCUGAUGUGGGAAAAACCAGUAUAAGCUUCUCAAAGAGCAUGGUUUAGAAGAAAAACUGCUUUAUUCAUGUCAACAAGUUUAUACUCCUCGUGUGAAGUGUUCAACAGUCACUGCUUAAUGAGGGCUAGCAUGGUUUAAAUAUUAUGCACAAGAUCACAACUUGAGUCAUGAAGACCACAGUGUAUGCUUACUUGUGUAUGCUUCAAUGAAAUAAAAUAUAUCCAAAUAUUUUCCAAUCAAAA